This is a messenger RNA of Osmerus eperlanus (European smelt), 852 nucleotides long. It is a transcript of the gene eif3k, whose product is annotated as eukaryotic translation initiation factor 3, subunit K. The transcript has 8 exons. The record is from RefSeq and is a predicted model, not a curated record. Gene Ontology annotation, molecular function: ribosome binding; translation initiation factor activity. Gene Ontology annotation, biological process: regulation of translational initiation. Gene Ontology annotation, cellular component: eukaryotic translation initiation factor 3 complex; cytoplasm. The coding region runs from base 120 to 782 and encodes 220 amino acids. NCBI's taxonomy places the organism in Eukaryota, Metazoa, Chordata, Actinopteri, Osmeriformes, Osmeridae.
ACACGGUAAUUUCCGUUCCAAGCGGUUUGUCCCUCCGCCCGCUUUCCUUCUAUCCGUCGACCCACGUGUGGAUUUUAGUCGAAUUUCCACCAGAAAUACCAACUUCCAGAUUGGACCAAAUGGCGUCGUCCUUCGAACAGAUGAGAGCAAACGUGGGAAAGCUCCUACGAGGAAUCGAUAGGUAUAACCCAGAGAAUCUGGCUACGCUCGAGCGGUAUGUGGACACCCAGGCUAAAGAGAACGCUUACGACCUGGAGGCUAACCUAGCCGUCCUCAAACUGUACCAGUUCAACCCAGCCUACUUCCAGACGACUGUGACAUCCCAGAUCCUGCUGAAGGCUCUCACCAACCUGCCACACACAGACUUCACCCUGUGCAAGUGCAUGAUCGACCAAACACACCAGCAGGAGGAACGCCCCAUCAGGCAGAUCCUCUACCUCGGGAACCUUCUGGAGACAUGCCACUUCCAGUCCUUCUGGACCAGCUUGGAGGAGAACAGGGAGCUGAUCGACGGCAUCACAGGCUUCGAGGACUCCGUACGCAAAUUUAUCUGUCACGUAGUUGGGAUCACCUACCAGAACAUCGAGCAACGACUUCUGGCUGAGAUGCUGGGAGACCCCUCAGAGACGCAGGUGAAGGUGUGGAUGAGUAAGUACGGCUGGACGGAGAACGAGGAGGGGCAGAUCUUCAUCUUCAACCAGGAGGAGAGCGUCAAGCCCAAGAACAUCGUGGAGAAGAUCGACUUUGAGAGUGUAUCAAGCAUCAUGGCAACGUCUCAGUAAACCUCACCAACAGCACACCCACAAACACAUUUUCAACAUUUUCACAAUAAAUGUAAAUUAUACUUUCAAA